AUGAACAAACAAACAUCCUCCAAAAUAUAUUGGACAUGUAAAACUAAAAGCUGUAAAGCACAUGUACAUACUGAUCUUAAUAACAAUUUCUUGGUUUCAAGUGGUGAACAUAAUCAUUUAUUAGAACCAGAAGAACUUGAAAUCAAACAAUUUCGACAAAAUCUUAAGGAACGUGUUAUCAACGAAACAUCACCAAUAUCAAAAAUAUAUGAUGAACAGAUCAGUAAAUCUCAUUUAUCACCAGAUGUUCUUGCAAAUCUUCCACUUGCUCAUGAAAUACGUAAGUCUAUAUUUUUACAAGCUUACCACAUCUCUUAA
Messenger RNA from Rotaria sp. Silwood1, 318 nucleotides. The record is from the annotation of a GenBank genome assembly. Lineage: Eukaryota; Metazoa; Rotifera; Eurotatoria; Philodinida; Philodinidae.